This is a messenger RNA of Lagopus muta (rock ptarmigan), 975 nucleotides long. RefSeq names its product olfactory receptor 51G2-like. Lineage: Eukaryota; Metazoa; Chordata; Aves; Galliformes; Phasianidae. Gene Ontology annotation, molecular function: olfactory receptor activity; G protein-coupled receptor activity. The transcript has a single exon. Bases 1 to 975 code for a protein of 324 amino acids. The record is from RefSeq and is a predicted model, not a curated record. Gene Ontology annotation, biological process: G protein-coupled receptor signaling pathway. Gene Ontology annotation, cellular component: membrane.
AUGGAGCAUGACUCACAUUCCACGUGGGAAUUCAAUGGCUCCUUCUAUCAGCCUUCAGCUUUCCUCAUGAUGGGCAUCCCAGGCCUGGAAGCCUUUCACCACUGGAUCUCCAUCCCUUUUUGUGUACUCUACCUUAUUGCUCUCUUGGGAAACUGCGUCAUCCUAUUCGUCAUAAAGAAGACCCAAAGUCUUCACGAACCCAUGUACUACUUUCUGUCCAUGCUAGCAGUCACUGACCUGGGGCUGGUUUUAUGUACACUGCCUACUACUCUGGGCAUUUUUUGGUUUAACAUCCGAAGGAUUGGCUUUAAUGCUUGUCUCACUCAGAUGUAUUUCAUUCACAUACUGUCCUUCAUCGAAUCCUCCGUGCUCCUGGCAAUGGCGUUUGAUCGCUUCAUUGCCAUCUCCCAUCCACUCAGAUACCCCUCCAUACUGACCAAGACGACUGUCACAAAGAUAGGGCUGACAAUCAUACUGAGAGGCACGGUCUCCCUUCUUCCAAUACCUUUCUUGCUAAAGAGGUUAACCUACUGUGGGAAGACCGAGCUUUCUCAUUCUUUUUGCUUCCAUCCUGAUAUCAUGAACCUAGCGUGUGCAGAUAUAAAAGUCAAUAUCUUCUAUGGUAUGAUUGCUUUGUUCUCGAUGGUAGGGAUGGACUUUAUCUGCAUUGUGCUGUCCUACAUCCUGAUCAUUAAAACUGUUGUCAGCCUUGCAACUAAGGAAGAGUGUCUCAAGGCUUUGAAUACAUGCGUCUCCCACAUCUGUGCUGUGCUAAUAUUCUUCAUUCCAAUGAUUGGACUGUCCAUGAUCCAUCGUUUUGGAAAGAACUUUCCUCCUCUGGUUAGCACUUUGGUGGCCUACACCUACCUUAUAAUCCCACCUGCUCUCAACCCCAUUAUCUACAGCAUAAAGUCCAGCCACAUCCGUGAGGCUUUGUUCAGGGCACUGAGGAGGAAGUGUGAAUCUGACUGGUAA